AUGUCUACAACAAUUAAGGAUAACAACAACGAUACCCAUAAUGUCACCCCAGACGAUCCCAAAAUUUUGCCCAAUAAUUUUCUGCCUUCAGCAGAAAAUUUAGCGGCAGCAUUUUUGAAUUUUCCUCCGCCUCCAGUCCCAUCUGACAGAACUUCAAAUAAUCAACUUGUUAAUUUUCCAUUGCCGCCACCCGGAUUUGCUGGUGGAAUUAAUGCUAGGCCACCCACGGGUUUUAUGCCGUUUCUCCCUGUCUUUGCACCUCCUUUCAUUAAUCCAGCUUUAAACGAUGCUACAGCAGCAUUUUAUCGUCCACAAAAUCCUCAUCAAACCCAACGGCAUUUAUUAAAUCAACGAGGAAUAAUGAAUAGUUUUUUAAAUAGAGGAAAUUUAGCUGAUUUACACCAACAAAAUCAGAAUUUAUUACAUCAGAAUUUACUUCAAAAUUUAAACCAGAACAAUUUUGAGCAACAGAAAUUACUUCAAACCCAAAAUUCUGUUUUGUCUUCCUCUCAGAAUCCUCGUGAAAUUUUUCACCAACAAGCUAGUGACAUUCAGCAACAACAAAGCUUACUCCCUUCAUCUUCUCUUCAACAACAAAAAAAUAAUUUUGAACACUCCCAACAACAACAAGAGAUAAUUAUUGAUGAUUCAGACAAUUCUUCCUUAGACCCGAAUUCCCCUUUACCCGUUCCUUUACCAACAUUACCCCCUCCAACAAUUCCUCCUCCCCCACCACCACCUCCCCCUCCGCCACCACUACCUAAUCCUUUAAAUAUUGAAGGGCAACGACAUCAAGAACAUGUUAAUAAUGAUGCUGAUUUGUUGAUACCGCCCCCUCCACCACCGCUUAACUCAAGCAGUCAUUUUGGAGCAGAUUCACCUAUGGAUAUUGAAGAUGAAACAUUAAAUGAGAGACAAUCAACUUCUGGAGGUGCUCAUUUCAAUAAUAUUUCACCAGAAAAGAAGAAAAACAACAACACUUCAACAACACCAACAAAAAAGCGUAGCAAAAGUGUUCAGGCUGCGGAUGCUUUAAUGAAGCAAUCCUUAAAGCCUUACUUCGCUAAAAGAAAAAUCACCAAAGACGAAUAUAAAGAAAUUAUGAAAAGAGGUGUUGCUAAACUAAGCAAACGUGAAUCCCUCAAACCUGAAAAAGUGGAAAAGUUUGUACAAAAAUUUGUUCAUUCAAUGAGAAAGCAGAGAAAGAAUAACAACAUUUUUGCUUUAUAA
Meloidogyne enterolobii is the source of this 1230-nucleotide messenger RNA. The record is from the annotation of a GenBank genome assembly. NCBI's taxonomy places the organism in Eukaryota, Metazoa, Nematoda, Chromadorea, Rhabditida, Meloidogynidae.